GUAAUACAAACCUCGUGAUCACCCAUUCACUUCUGCAAACGUCUGCCUCUCAAAUGAGAAGGCGUACAGGCCGAGAGGGGGAGGCAGGGGAAAUUAGGAGGGGUGCAGGCAGGUGUUGUGGAAGUUAACGCUGGCCCGGACGAGAAACGGGGAGAGAGUGGCCGGUCGUCCACCGGUACCGGCUGAUUCCGCGAUUGUACCAGCCAAUAGGAUACGAGUGCCUCUCCUCCUCCUCCUCAUCUUCGUUAUCGUCAUCAUCCUGUGUUGGACCACAAGCGGCCCAGCGUGGCAAGCCCGGUGAAGAUGGGCCGCAGGCUCGACUUGUCCGGCCUGACGGACGACGAGGCCGAACAUGUCCUGAAAGUUGUCCAACGGGACAUGAAGCUGAGGAAGAAGGAGGAAGAUCGGCUCAGUGAGAUGAAGCAGGAGCUGGCGGAGGAAGGCAGCAGAUGCUCCAUCCUCUCCAAGCAGCACCGUUUCAACGAGCACUGCUGCAUCCGCUGCUGCGCGCCCUUCACCUUCCUGCUCAACCCCAAACGCGAGUGCCUGGACUGCCAGUACAACGUGUGCAAGACCUGCUGCACGUACAACAAGAAGGACAAAGCCUGGCUGUGCGCCGCGUGCCAGAAGGGCAGGAUUUUAAGGACACAGUCCCUGGAAUGGUAUUACAACAAUGUGAAAAGACGCUUCAAGAGAUUCGGCAGCGCCAAGGUUUUGAAGACUUUAUAUCGGAAGCACAUUAUAGAGAGAGGAGCGCUAUCUGAUCUCCCAGAAAGCAGCGUCCACGAGGGAAGUUUUGGCAAUGACAACGAUGGCAGCAUAUGUGGCAGUGACUCCGUCUUCUACAAACAGAGUGAAGGACACAGUAUGGCUGAGACGCUCACGGUCGCCUUGCGCGUUGCUGAGGAAGCCAUAGAGGAAGCCAUUGCCAAGGCAGAAGAGUUCAGUGACAGUUUGGAGAAGCAGAAUGAGGCUCGAUAUCUACGAGACCACAAAGAAGAGCUCAUAGAGGAACUCGCUACAACCAUUGUCCAAAAGAUCAUCCAGAGGAGGAAGCGCUCAGAGAUGCAGACAGAGUAUGACUUUGUCUGGCCUCAGCCUCAGUCUUUGAUUCAGACCAGUGAUCAAGUGUCACCUUCGCAAGCUCAAACGUCUUCACAAGGAUCUUCGGACCCCCUCAAAGCAUCCUCCACCCUCUCGCGCUCACGCUCAGCCUUCUCCCUCACCAGUGACGACUCUCCCGAAAAAGUUCCUCAGGACGAGGCCGUUGGCACGGGCGGCAGCCUACAGGAAUACUCGUCAUUGAAGAGAGAGCCCAAGGCCGCAUCCCUGCCCACCUGGAAGAGUGUUGACCGGCUGGACAAUUCCAGUGCAUCAUCAGUCCUCCAAAGUCCAGACGGCAACUGGAUUGCUCUCCACAGCUCUCAGAUGUCUCGUCCCAGCCUGCUCACCAAGAGGAAAAGCCUGGUGUUCAGUGUCUUGGAAAAGGAGUCCGGCGUUGUCUCAGCCUACGACGAGAUGGGUUCUGACUCCGAGGAGGACGACCGAGGCAGCUGGGGCGCGGCGUUGCAGCAGUUCCGCCGCAAACUGUCCGAUGAGACCUACUACACCGACUCGCAGCAUGACCCCGAGUGGACGUAUACGCAGCACCUGCCCGUGACCUCGCCUUCUUCUGGCCAGUACACCAACACGGAGACUCUCAAUUCUGAUUCGGAAGCAUCCUCUGCGCGGUCUUCGUGUCCUCGGCGACCACCUCAAAACCUGCUUUGGAGGAAAGGACCAUCAGACACGCAUCUUCACCCUUACCACGUACCGCUGUACCAGCAACACCUUCACCAAAACCUCUCUCCGUAUCCGCUUCUCUCAGGGGCUCUCGAUGUGAACUAUAACCCCAAGGUGAUGGCGGACAGCAGCGAGGCCGAAGAAAGGCAGAACGAGCAGGUGAGGAGGUCACGGCGACGACGCAAAAGCAAGAGAGAUUCAUCAAACGAGAGCCGGUCCGGGAGCCAGAGCUAUUCGCAGUCGAUUCAGGAGACUAGUGGUUUUCUUCUGGAUGACCUCCUGAAAAGGGGCUUAAGCGAGGACAAGCCUGUCGCCGACACAGUGCCCAUGAGCACAGCAGCACCAGAUGCCUUCCCAGUAGAUGCCAUCACACCCGAAUCCCAUGACUUGGACCAAGCCACCCCGAAUUCGGUGGACCCGAGCAGCCCUUCGGGGCCCCACCACGGGGGCUCGGGACCUGUGUCCAGCACAGCCCGCCCUCUGGAGGAAGAAUUGCGGUCCAGGGUCAGUAAGCUGGUCAGGAGCCGCACCAACAGCAGAGAUCGCAGCUCGUCGGAUGAGGAGUGGCCCCCGCACAAACAGAUGGAGGAAGAAAGCGGCAGAGCAAAGCCGAAAGACACGGAAAGAGAGAAGACAAGGUCAAGUGUCAAAUUAAAAGAAAAAGCGGGCGAACCGGCCCGUCAAUUGAAUGGUGAAGAGAUGACAAGAGGUGAGAGGUCGAUCAGAAGUCCACCGUUGAGUGGGGAAUGCCGAGUGAAGGAGAGGAGGCUUGAGAAGCGAGCGGGGAGUUUGGAGGAGACACUCGAUGAGAAGGAGCAGAAGAGAGGAGAGCGAAGAAAAAACAAGAGACAGCAUCGGCGAGAUUUGGAGAAGGAGAUGUACGAAUGGAAGAGCGCCUCCGGUGCUGCCAGCGCGUCUGCUGUUACGCCAUCUUCCCAGGAGGCGGUGCUGUCUGACAACCAGCAGAAGUAUUCUGCGGCCUCACUCUGCAGCAUCACCACGGAGGUGUUGAAGGUUUUGAACGCCACCGAGGAGCUGAUCAGCGAGGCAGGAGGGGACGGCUCCACGCCUUCAGAGCCUCAGAGCACGUCCGCCUUCUCCAGCAGCUCUGAGACUCACAAACUGGACCAGAGGCUCACCAAGAUGGAGGAGAAUGUUUACCUGGCUGCUGGUGCUGUAUAUGGCUUGGAGGGGGCUCUGGGGGACUUGGAGCAGUGUGCCCGCAAUAUCAGUAGUGGGACCACGGACACUGAACUGGCAUUCCUGGAAGACCAAGUGGCGACUGCUGCUGCUCAGGUCCAGCAAUCUGAAAUGCAGAUAUCCAACAUUGAGGCCAGGAUAUCGGCUCUUAAAACCGCAGGGUUGAAUGUGACCGUUUGCAAUCAUUUCUCCAAGUUCAAGCCAACGGCAAAGCCACAAACCCUGGACUCAUCGCGCCAUCAGAGGAGGAAGCUGCCAGCCCCUCCGCUAAAAGAUACCAAAUAAAGAUAAGAUGGAGGCCGAGCAGUCGAUGGAAGUCUUUGGGCCACAGUGUGGAUGAGGAGCAGCAGCACAAGUCCCUCAGGGCCACACGCCAGAGCCCUGUGGACAAGGGCCCCCUUCCCCCCUCCCCGCCUCCACUCAUGCAGUGCCUUGACCCAGCCCCACACCAAACGGGAGCUUACACCUGCCCCGUUGCGGCCCACAAAGCCCUCAGCCCUUUCACGCCAUUGACAAGAUACGUAGAGCAAAGAUGAGUGGACAGUCUCUGCCUUAAAACCUCUCCAAAACCAAUCUGUGUACAAAUUGUACCACUUGAAUAUCGACCAUGAUUAGGAUGUACAAUGAAGUCAUAGGCUAUUAAUUAUGAGACGCUUAUCCCUAGUACGGGCUAGAAUGUCACGAGGGUUGCACCCGUGAAGACCCGUGCACACACACGCGGCUAUCAGACAUUAAUUCCCGUUCAGGAGGAUGGUUGUCAUUUGAAACUCAUUUCGGACUGCUGGGAAGUAAGACAUGUCCCAUUUGGAGUUGACCAAGUUGUAUGUCGAAGCAAUUUUAUCAGACGAAUGUCCCCAUCACUCCCAAGUAUCAACAAUAAAUGUCGAUAAAUAUAUUUGACAUCUUUUUUUUUUUUUUUUUUUUUUGUGGGUCCUCGCUAUUAGGAAACGAUAGAGUACUGAGCCCUGCCACAAGUAGUGAAAAUUUGCAGUUGAUUGACCCCCAUUCUCCCAUCUGAAUGGUGCUCCUCCAUUCACUUCAACACUGUUCAGCGGCACCGAGACCAACACGGUUGAUUAUCUUUCGAAUAGACUUUUCCAAGUUCGAGGUUGGAAUUUUCUGAGUUAACAGCGGUCUGGCACAAGACUGCCAUCCAGCAAAAAAUGACCAGUGGCAGAGUUGUUGUUGUUUUGAUACUUUUAUGCUCUCUUCUUGAACUUUCGACGAGAGCUUGAGCCAGCAACUGGCAAGCUUAGCAUCGAUGCCACCUCUGACAAUUAGCGCAUUAUCGAGCCAUCAUUCUGGUUUCAAUACGUUUUGAAAAUCAGACUCUUUCUUCUUGUUUCCACAUGAGCUCAGCAAGAGAUCAGAGUGUCUAUUCAUGUGACAGCUACAUUUCCUCAUCUAACUUUGGACUAGAAUGCAAAUGAAAGUCUUAUUCAACAGCACUCAACCGUGAAAGCGAAGCACGAGCUACCCCUUCGGUGCAGUAUUCUCUUCUUCUGAUCUCCUUUUCUCUCUUACUCUCCAAAUGAACAGCCUAUUGUUUGAGCAACAGAGCUCUUCCUGUCCAAACCUCGGUGCCACAUACAAGAUUUUAACGGGCUGGUUUUGUCAGUGUCAAGAAACCACAGUUUUGGUGACAAGCAAUUUAUUUUUGUACUUAGAACAUUUUUUAUGCGCAUUAUCACAAAUGACAAAGCUUUAUUUUAUCCUGAGUGGUUCCUGUGAGACACGACUCCAAUUGCUUUCUGUGUCUGCUUUGAAAAUUCGGAUGACAAGGAGACGAGGCUAAUAUGAUAUUAAAUGUGAGAAUACUGCUGUCAUGUUUUGAUUUUGUCCCCGCAGAAAAUCCAUGGGCAAUCCGCAGGAGUGCAGGGUUGAUUUCCUGACUUGCAUGGUGCAAACCAAAAAACAAAAUGGGCAAUCCCAUGUGCACUUGCUCCACCUCUUUCUCUGAGAGAAACUUUCUUGCAACCUUCUCAUGUUUUUUUUUUUUCUUCAUGGGGGGAGCACAUUGGUCCUGUUCUUGUUUGUCUCUCUUGGAGUGUUGAUACAGUAUAUAAAAGCAUGUUUGUGAUGUACAAAUGUCAUGAGAAGCACAGCUAAAACGGUCCAAUUAUCGGUGUCCUGUAUUUUUGUAAAAAUGCCAUCUCAGAAUUUAAUAUACAGUAUGUAUAUG
Molecule: messenger RNA, 5164 nt
Organism: Hippocampus comes (tiger tail seahorse)
Lineage: Eukaryota; Metazoa; Chordata; Actinopteri; Syngnathiformes; Syngnathidae
Gene: myripb
Product: myosin VIIA and Rab interacting protein b
Exons: 18
Coding region: 304-3267 (987 amino acids)
Biological process (GO): intracellular protein transport
Cellular component (GO): cortical actin cytoskeleton
Molecular function (GO): small GTPase binding; actin binding; myosin binding
Source: RefSeq, a predicted model, not a curated record